Lemur catta (Ring-tailed lemur) is the source of this 4579-nucleotide messenger RNA. It is a transcript of the gene FRMPD2, whose product is annotated as FERM and PDZ domain containing 2. Lineage: Eukaryota; Metazoa; Chordata; Mammalia; Primates; Lemuridae. The transcript is spliced from 30 exons. The record is from RefSeq and is a predicted model, not a curated record. Gene Ontology annotation, cellular component: cytoskeleton. Gene Ontology annotation, molecular function: protein binding. The coding region runs from base 227 to 4174 and encodes 1315 amino acids.
UGCAAGAGAUCCCUGCUCGUGUUUGGAAAGUUGUUCCAUGAUGAAGUCCUAAACUGGGUCAUGGAGACUCUUGGAUGCAGCCUUUGACAAAGGACACAGGCACUUACUGGGUAUCUCCUGAUGCCAACCCACGUGCUGGAUGCUGGGAGGACAUCACUGCCCAGAGGAUCUUCCAGCUUGGGGCAGGGAGGCUCAGAAAGGUGGACCUACAUGACAACCUGCAGUGAUGGCAAGUGCUGAAAUGAAGAUGGCACUGGCUCCUGGGAGAGGCAUGAGCCCAGCCUCUGUGACACUGGCCAGCACCCUGCAGGUCAGGGGCGAAGCUCUGUCUGAGGAGGAAACCUGGUCCCUCCUGCUGCUGGCUGCGGAGCAGAUCGUGGAAGACCUUCGCAAUGAUUCCUCCGACUACGUGGUCUGCCCCUGGUCAGCCCUGCUUUCUGCAGCUGGGAGUCUUUCUUUCCAAGGCCACGUUUCUCACAUAGAGGCUGCUCCUUUCAAGGCCCCCGAACUACUGCAGGGACAGAGUGAUGAUGAGCAGUUGGAUGUGUCUCAGAUGCACGUCUAUUCUUUAGGAAUGACCCUCUACUGGGCAGCAGGGUUUCAUGUUCCGCCAAACCAGCCCCUGCAGCUGCGCGAGCCCCUGCUCUCCCUGCUGCUGACCAUGUGCGAAGACCGGCCUUGCAGGCGGCGGCCGCUGCACUCGGUUCUGGAAGCUUGUCGGGUCCGCGAGAAAGAAGUGGCUGUGUACCCGGCCCCUGCCAGCCUCCACGUCCGACGGCUCGUUGGCCUGGUGCUGGGCACCAUCUCCGAGGUGGAGAGAAGAGUCGUGGAAGAAAGCUCCUCCAUGCAGCAGAACAGAAGCUACCUGCUCAGGAAGCGGCUGCAUCAGGCCAGCAGUGCCAGCCCAGCGGCGCGGGCGCUGGAGUGUAUGCACCCUUGCAGAGUUUCAGAAAGAAGCACAGAGACGCAGAGCUCCCUGGAGCCCCAUUCGAGCACCUCAGCAUGCAGUCACUGCAGCCACUUUGUUAACCGUGCUCUCCCAGGGGCAGUUUCCCAGGACAAUCGGGAGGUCCAGCGGCUCAGCUCCAGAUCCACGGUCUCGGGGGCAGAAAGCUCACGGCCUGCAACUCCUUCUCAAAUGGGUUUCCUGCAAAGAAAGGGCAAGUUUUCCAGGCCAGAGUUUGUCCUGCUGGCUGGAGAGGCCCCCGUGACCCUGCAUCUGCCUGGAUCAGUUGUGACCAAAAAAGGAAAAUCCUAUUUGGCGCUCAGGGACCUCUGUGUGGUCCUGCUGAGUGGGCAGUGUCUGGAGGUGAAAUGUGACAUGGCGUCAACAGCAGGAGCUGUCUUCAACGCCGUGAUGUCCUUUGCCAACCUUGGGGAAAUCACCUAUUUUGGCUUGGCUUACAUGAAAGGCAAAGAGUUCUUUUUCCUGGACAAUGAGACCAGGUUGUGCGAAAUAGCCCCUGAAGGCUGGAGAGAGCAGCCCCAGAAGACCUCCAUGAACACCUUCACACUCUUCCUGAGGAUAAAGUUCUUUGUCAGCCACUAUGGGCUGCUCCAGCACAGCCUGACAAGGCAUCAGUUUUACCUGCAGCUUCGGAAAGAUAUCCUGGAGGAGAGGCUGUGCUGCAAUGAUGAGACACUGCUGCAGCUGGGGGUCCUCGCCUUGCAGGCUGAAUGUGGCAAUUACCCAAAGGAGCAGGUAGAGAGUCAGGCGUACUUUCGAGUUGAAGAUUACAUCCCAGCAAGUCUGAUCGAGAGAAUGACUGCUCUCCAGGUCCAAGCGGAAGUCUCGGAGAGACACCGGCUCGGUUCUGCACUUUGGGGAGAGGAUGCUGAGCUGCAGUUCUUGACGGUCACUCAGCAGCUCCCGGAAUACGGCGUGCUGGUUCACCGGGUAUUCCCAGAGAAGAAGAGGACAGACGGGGAGCUGGCCUUGGGGAUCUGUGCCAAGGGUGUCAUAGUAUAUGAAGUGAAACACAGCAGCAGAAUUGCAACUUUGCAGUUUCAGUGGAGAGAAACCAGGAAGAUUUCGACUUACCAAAGAAAGUUCACCAUCACAAGCAGCGUCACUGGGAAAAAGCACACGUUUGUCACCGAUUCAGUCAAGACCUGUAAAUACUUACUGGGCCUCUGCUCUGCCCAGCACGGGUUUAACGCACAGACGGGCUCUGGGCGGCCUCCCCAAGUUUUAACGGACCAUCAUAAGUUUGUGCAAAUGGCCAAUUUGAGUCCCGCACACCAGGCCCAGUGCAAGCCUCUCACUUGGAUGCAGAGAUUGUCGUGCUCAGAAAACGAGUUGUUUGCACCCGGGCUGCAGGGCGCUGCAGGAGGCCCGCUGAGCACAUCGCUGGAUAACUUCCACGUGGAAGCCAGCAAGGAGCUUGCCGCAGAAAGCAUGGGAGCCAGCCCCUGCACUGGCCGGGAGCGGCCGGAGACUGCCUGUUUGAUCCAGAAGCCAACGACUUGCGACCCUUUCUCUGAGCCACCUGUUCAGAGCCCGUGCACGGGGUCACAGAAUAACAGGAGCAAGAGUUUUACAGCGGAACCAGGCCGAGAGAUCGUGUGUGUGACCCUGAAGCGCGAUCCACAGCGCGGUUUUGGCUUUGUCAUUAAUGAGGGAGAGAAUGCAGGCCAAGCUGACCCUGGCAUUUUCAUAUCUGCCAUUAUACCUGGGGGACCAGCAGAAAAAGCUAAAAGCAUCAAACCAGGAGGGAAGAUCCUAGCCCUGAAUCACAUCAGUCUGGAGGGCUUCACAUUCAGCAUGGCUGUUAGAAUGAUUCAGAAUUCUCCCGACGACAUAGAAUUAAUCAUUUCUCAGACAAAAGGCGUUUGUGGAAAUACCCCAAAUGAACAAAAGAAUAGCACAGCGAGUUCUGGGAUCUUCUCUACAGACAUCCUGAGCCACAGGCACCAGGGAAGCUUGUCGUUGCACACACAAGACCAGGACGGAAAUAUUGAAGAACCAGGAGUGGCUCGGGUGCAGAGCUUAAUGUCCAGGCUAGGGCCUCAGCUCUCCCCGCUGCCAGUAAAGGAUGCUGGUUCUUCUCGUCCUCCAUCACCUUCAGAGACCAAGGCUGGUGAAAUCUACUUCGUGGAACUGGUUAAAGAAGAUGGGACACUUGGAUUCAGCGUGACUGGAGGCAUUAACACAAGCGUGCUCUAUGGAGGGAUCUACGUGAAAUCCAUUGUUCCCGGAGGGCCGGCUGCCAAGGAAGGGCAGAUCCUGCAGGGUGACCGGCUCCUGCAGGUGGAUGGAGUGAGUCUAUGCGGCCUCACCCACAAGCAGGCUGUGCAGUGCCUCAAGGGCCCUGGGCAGGUCGCAAGACUGGUCUUAGAGAGAAGAGGCCCCAGGACCACACAGCAGUGUCCUUCUGCUAAUGACAGGAUGGAAGAUGAACAUGCGGCUGUUUCCUUGGUAACAGCCUUGCCUGGCAGGCCCUCGAGCUGUGUCUCGGUGACAGAUGGUCCUAAAUUCGAAGUCAAACUGAAGAAGAAUGCCAAUGGUUUGGGGUUCAGUUUCGUGCAGAUGGAGAAGGAGAGCUGCAGCCACCUCAGGAGUGAUCUCGUGAGGAUUAAGAGGCUCUUUCCGGGGCAGCCAGCUGAGGAGAACGGGGCCAUCGCAGCUGGUGACAUCAUCCUGGCCGUGAAUGGAAGGCCCAUGGAAGGCCUCCUCUUCCAGGAGGUGCUCCAUUUACUGCGUGGGGCCCCGCAGGAAGUCACGCUCCUCCUUUGCCGACCCCCUCCAGGGGCGCUGCCCGACAUGGAGCAGGGCCGGCAGACACCCAUACUCUCAGCUGACAAAGCAUUCACCAGGGCAACAGGCACCGACUCAGAGCGGAGCCCCAGCCUGGAUCAAGAGGACAACUGGAGGGACAGUGCCUCCCCAGACGCAGGGGAAGGCCUGGGUCUCAGGCCGGAGUCUUCCCAAAAGGCCAUGAGGGAGGUGCAAUGGGGCCAAGACAGAGCGAGACCUUGGGCCAGUUCCCUGAUGCGUCCUCCGGAUUCCCACCCUCACUUAUGCAACCUUCACCAGCAAAGGGACGCAUCAACAUUGGCGACCUCUUUGGAAAAGGAUGUCAGGCAAAACUGCUAUUCAGUUUGUGAUAUCAGGAGACUUGGAAGAUUUUCCCUCUCAUCCUCUCUAAUCAGACUUUCACCAGAUAUUUUCUGAGCACCCUCUCUGCAUGUCUGCAGCGCUGUGCGAAAUGCCGGUGCCUGCCCCGGCUGCUCUUUCUAAUCAAGAGGCGUGUGUGGCGAUCCUGGCAGCCCCCCGAACGCUUGUCUUUGACCGCUGCGCCUGCGGCUGCAUUGCCAGAUAAUGAGCUUCACCAUUCGUCUGCCUCCUGUGUCCUUCCGUGGGGAGUAAAUGUCAUUCCAGUUGGCUGCCUCUCUAAAUAGGCAUGUUUGCAGCGCUCAGAAAAGGACCUGAUCUCUGCACAAAGUGCUUUGAAGGUCGCCUGCUCAGUCGCUCCCAACCCCCUCCCCGGCCCUUUCCAUCCAGCUCCUCUGUUGAAACGGCCAUCAGUCACAGCGGCAAGCACAGCUCUCCGUGUGCUGAAAACUCACUGCACCCGGC